Molecule: messenger RNA, 1897 nt
Organism: Aphis gossypii (cotton aphid)
Lineage: Eukaryota; Metazoa; Arthropoda; Insecta; Hemiptera; Aphididae
Product: serine/threonine-protein kinase Chk1-like
Exons: 10
Coding region: 253-1581 (442 amino acids)
Biological process (GO): mitotic G2 DNA damage checkpoint signaling; protein phosphorylation
Cellular component (GO): cytoplasm; nucleus; site of double-strand break
Molecular function (GO): protein kinase activity; ATP binding
Source: RefSeq, a predicted model, not a curated record
GUACUGUUUUCAGUUUUGUCAGUUUCAGUUUAGUGUGCUACCUGAUGCGGUGCAGUUCCGUCGUGUUCUCUUGUCGAUAAAUCGAGCGUGAGGGAAUAAACCUGUUGAUUAAUUAUCUAACUGUUGAAUCGUAAUUAUUAUUAUUACUGAAAUGUUUGAGUUAAACAAUAAAUUGUGAUCAUUUAUUAUAAAGUUUUUUUUUAAGUUUUUGUCUUUUUUUGGAAGAAUAAGAUUACGGUUUGAACAUUACAAAUGGAUAUUCCGUUUGUUGAAGGUUGGAAUAUUGUUCAAAUAUUGGGCGAAGGAACAUUUGGCGAAGUAAAACUUUUAGUAAAUCAACGUAAUCGAAGCUUUGUAGCCAUGAAAACAAUAGAUUUACUAAACUAUUCCAAUGCAUUAGCGACGGUAAAAAAAGAAGCAGCUAUACAUUGCCGAUUGAAUCAUCCAAGUAUAAUAAAAUACUACGGUCAGCGCCAUUGUAAAGAUAAUUAUUAUAUAUUUUUAGAAUAUGCAUCUGGAGGUGAAUUAUUUGAUCGAAUUGAACCUGAUGUUGGAAUGCCAGUGUCUGAUGCUAGAAAAUUCUUCAAAGAGUUGAUUGCUGGAGUUGAUUAUUUACACAGUAAUGGUAUAGCACAUAGAGAUUUGAAACCAGAAAAUUUACUAUUGGACGUUAAUGGAAAUCUAAAAAUAAGUGAUUUUGGAUUGGCUACUUUAUUUUUAUCUGGUGGAAAACGGCGUAAACUGGAUAAAAAUUGUGGAACUCGGCCUUAUUUAGCUCCAGAAGUUCUUUCAUCUGUACCUUUUCAAGCAGAACCUUCUGAUAUUUGGUCAUGUGGUAUUAUACUGGUUUCAAUGCUUGCUGGAGAGUUACCUUGGGAUAUGCCAUCUGAUAAUGAUAACGAUUAUAAAUUGUGGAAAACUACUGACUAUGCUAAUCAUUCACCAUGGUCUAAAUUAGAUACUUUAGCUUUGUCUCUUGUAAGAAAGAUAUUGACACCAACACCAUCUAAAAGAUAUGACAUAUCACAGAUUCAAUCACAUCAUUGGUUCAAAAAGUCAGAAACUUCUGGUAACAAAAAAGUUCGGUCUGACCGAGAUUUGGAUGAUGAUCGUCAAUGUUAUUCUCAACCAGCAACAACAGCUAAUCUGUUUGAUUCAUCCAUAUUAUCAAGUGAUACUGAAAUACACUCAUUUUCUCAGCCAACACAGGUUGAUGAUCUUCUGCUUUCUUCGCAACUUUUUACAUCACAGUCCACUUCUACGCCGCCACCAAAUAAUUCUAUGCAGAGAUUAGUCAAAAGAAUGACUAGAUUUCUUGUCUCUUUGUCGUCGGAAGAGGCAUUAACCAAUUUAUCAUUGUUUCUCGAUGAUUUGGGAUAUACAUGGAAAAUGAACUCACCUAGUUUGGUUACAAUUACUACUACAGAUCAGCGCUUAGUGUUUAAAUCUAAUGUAAUUCCAAUGAAUGAUCAAACUCUGAUUGACUUCAGACUUUCGAGAGGCUGUGGCUUAGAAUUUAAGCGUCAUUUUGUUUCCAUUAAAAAUGCAAUGUCUAAAUUGAUUUCCAGAGUUCCAUUUUAAUGGCCUGUUGCUACUAAAACUGAAACUGUUCCAUAUGAUAUUUAUAGUGAAAUAAAUGCGAUUAAGACUGUGAUUUAUUGUAGAUUGAUUUAAAAUAAUUUUACUUAUGCUGCACCAAAUUGGAAAUAAUAAUGUUUAAUAUGUUUGUCAAUGAAUUAUAACAAAAUAAUUUACUAUUAUCUAUUAUGUAACUUAUUAAUUACAUACAUGUAACAUAGAUUUAAGGAAUAUUUACUUUUUAGCUUUAGUAUAAAAAUGUUUGAUAACAUAUUAUAUUGAUUCCUACUUUUUUAUUUUCUCAAUCAAUAGUAUGAAA